Papaver somniferum (opium poppy) is the source of this 2115-nucleotide messenger RNA. RefSeq names its product ankyrin repeat-containing protein NPR4-like. Gene Ontology annotation, molecular function: protein binding. The transcript has 6 exons. The coding region runs from base 238 to 2091 and encodes 617 amino acids. Lineage: Eukaryota; Viridiplantae; Streptophyta; Magnoliopsida; Ranunculales; Papaveraceae. The record is from RefSeq and is a predicted model, not a curated record.
UUAGCUAGGAACUAUCUUAAUGAUGAUCAUCAUCAUAUAUAAGCUUUCUUCUAGCUCCUCUAGAGUUUGUAUAACAUCACCCAUUUACAUCCAGAGUUUUCAGGUUACGAAGAAGUUCUCCUCCUCAUCGAUCAAACUGUGUCUUUCUCUCCCUCUCAUUUUCUAAUUUCUUUUCCAGUGGAAGCAGUUAGUGAGUAAAUUUAAUAAAAGCAGCACAGACUACUGGUAAAUUUAAUCAUGGAAACAAGGGGGUUUAUUACCACCGACGGAGCGCCCGCAAAGGAAGUUCGUAUUUCUAUAAGGCAGCGUAGUUUUAAUUACGCCAAAUGUUAUCAGACUACAGAAUAUGGCAGGAACCUCGAACAAUAUCGACUUUUAUUAGAUGCUGCAAUAAAAGAUAAGUGGGAGUCAGUGGAAGAUUUCAUAAGAAAUGAUCCCAGUUCAGUGGAAGUUCCGAUCACAGUAUGUGGGAGGACUGCAUUGCAUAUUGCAGCUGGUGCAGGACACUCAAAAUUCGUACUAGAACUGGUCAAACUCAUGUCCAUAGAAGCACUUGGGUUGAGAGACAGCUACGAUGGUAAUACAGCACUUCAUCUUGCUGUUAUUGCUGGGCUUGAUGAAGCUGUUAAAGCAAUGGUGCAAAAAGAUACAAACUUAGCACGUAUAUGUAAUGAAAAUGAGUUGAAUCCGCUACUCAAUGCUGCUAUUCAUGUCAGGGAAGAGCAUGAAGAUAUUAUUAGAUUCCUCUGUGAUGAGAUGAAAAAUGGAGAACCAAGUUCCUUUCAAGGUCAUUUGGGAGCUCAACUCAUAUGCAGUGUUACUCGUGCUGGUUUAUACGAAUUGGCCUAUAAUCUAAUCCUUGAACACCCAAGUUUAGCAACUGCACGAGAGGACGACGGCAACACUAUCUUAGACGUUCUAGCAGAAAAGGGUCCGAUUUCAAGCCUGCCCUCUGUUCGACAUGGAGAACUGUCUUUCCAUUCAGAUACUCAGCAGUGCAAAUUCAUCGAUAAGACACCUACGUUACUGAAAGUUCUACUCUUUCUCGACCCCGGAUAUCAAGCUUAUCACACUAAAAGAUUGAGAUCUUCUAUUAUGGUGACAGAAUUGGUUAAUACAAUUUUUGAAGAAAUCUCGCACAUGACCAAGGAAGACAUGUACCAUUUUUUCUUCGGCUCUAAUUUCCUAAAAACUGCGGCAGAAAAGGGUGCAAUUGAAAUUUUAGAAAAGUGCAUUUCAACGUAUCCCGAUCAGCUUUGGUUUCCUCACGAGGGGAGAAACAUAUUUCAAAUAGCUGUCGAGAACAGACAAGAAAAAACCUUUGAUUACUUGUACGGUCACAUGAACGCAGAUGAGAAGAUUUUAACUACUCGAACAGUGGAUUCAAAUGGCGGUAAUAUCCUACAUGUUGCUGCAAAAUUUGUGCCUUCUUUUCAAAUUAAAGGUGGUCUACGCAGUAGCCCUGUUUUUCAAAUGCAAAGUGAGAUUCAAUGGUUUAAGAAAGUGGAGAAGAGGGUACCACCUGCUUUAGCAAAAACGAAAAAUGAUCAAGGAGAAACUCCACAAGAGGUUUUUACACGGGAGCACAAAGAUUUAGUCAAAAACGCUGAAACAUACAUGUUACGUACAGCCGAAUCAUGUCUAAUAGUGGCCGCUCUGGUAGCUACAGUUGCUUUUGCAGCAGCAAUCACAGUGCCUGGUGGAAAUUUCAGUGACAGUAAUGCAACCAAUAAAGGAAUGCCAAUAUUCUUGGGAAAUAAGUCAUUUCUUGCGUUCAUGGUGGUAGAUGCUAUAGCUCUCUUUUCUUCGACUUUUGUAAUUCAAGUGUUCUUAACCGUCUUUGUUGGGAGUUAUAAUGCAGAAGCAAAAUUUGAGGAAAUAAUGCCACGAAGGCUGGAAUUCGGUCUUGUAUUUCUUAGGAUAUCUGUAGUUAGUGUGACAAUUGCAUUUAGCAUAGCACUAAUGAUGCUUGGAAAUAGUUAUCCAUGGGCUCCUUAUGUGAUAUGUGGGGCAGCCUUUUGUAGUUGCGGUUACUCUCUGGGUUUUAUUUCAGCGGUAACUUGGAGAUUUUGUUUUCUUUCAGAAAUGUAAUUUGGAGAUUUAUGGUUAAAAUAA